Magnolia sinica is the source of this 1851-nucleotide messenger RNA. Its product is annotated as probable sodium/metabolite cotransporter BASS5, chloroplastic. Bases 85 to 1344 code for a protein of 419 amino acids. The transcript has 8 exons. The record is from RefSeq and is a predicted model, not a curated record. Lineage: Eukaryota; Viridiplantae; Streptophyta; Magnoliopsida; Magnoliales; Magnoliaceae. Gene Ontology annotation, cellular component: membrane.
AUGAGUUUUUUUAAAAAGCUCCAGCAAUUCCAGCCAUGACAGAUCCCUUGUAAAUAUCGGUAGUCCCUUGUAGAUGUUUGUAAUAUGUACUCAAUGAAUACCAGCGCUCCGCUCUCUCAGCGCUGCCCAAGGCCGCUCCUUUCGUCGCUCUCAUAUCAUCUCCCAAAACGCAAAUUCUCCUUUCCUCCAUUGCCGACAAAACACCAUCUCCUCACUUCAACCUUUCCAAGAUCUCCCUCUCUCUCUCUUCAUUUGGAAAGUUCUAGAAUUUCCGCCAGGAAAUGUGUUCCGGAGAACGUUUCCAAUUCUUUCGAGCCAGAUCAGGUUCAGGAAGAAGCUUUUGGCUCGAUUCAGGAGAUUGCACAUAAUGAGAUCGAUAUUACGAAGAUUCUGAUGGGCGCCAACUCUAUUAUUCCUCAUGUAGUCCUUGCAAGCACAUUGUUGGCUCUUAUCUUUCCACCUUCUUUCACAUGGUUCACAACCAGGUAUUAUGCCCCAGCACUGGGAUUUUUGAUGUUUGCUGUUGGGGUUAAUUCAAGUUCAAAGGAUUUCAUUGAAGCAAUCAAUAGACCUGGAGUUCUAACUGCUGGAUAUGUUGGGCAGUUCAUCAUAAAGCCUCUUCUUGGAUACUUUUUUGGUACCAUUUCGGUGACAGCUUUCCGUCUUCCAACUUCUAUCGGUGCUGGCAUCAUGUUAGUGUCUUGCGUCAGUGGGGCGCAGCUUUCAAAUUAUGCUACUUUUCUAGCUGACCCGGCUAUGGCCCCUCUAAGCAUAGUUAUGACAUCAUUAUCGACUGCCACAGCAGUUCUUGUUACACCAAUGUUGUCUCUCUUGCUCAUUGGCAAGAGGUUGCCAGUUGAUGUGAAAGGAAUGAUGUCCAGUAUCGUGCAGAUUGUAGUUGUACCUAUUGCUGCAGGCCUCCUUUUGAACAGGUUCUCUCCCCGGAUUUCUGCUGCUAUCCGGCCACUGUUGCCUCCUCUCUCAGUGUUUGUGACAGCUCUCUGUGUUGGUUCACCAUUGGCAAUAAACAUAGACGCCGUCCUCUCCCCUUUUGGGAUCAUAAUUUUGUUGCUUAUUAUUGGAUUCCAUGCCUCAUCAUUUUUUGCUGGGUAUAUUCUCACUGGGCUUGUGUUCCAGAAAGCACCUGAUGUGAAAGCUCUACAGAGAACUCUUUCCUUCGAGACAGGAAUGCAGAGUAGUCUCCUAGCUCUUGCAUUGGCAAACAAGUUUUUCAAAGACCCACUAGUGGGUGUGCCUCCAGCCAUUUCUGUUGUGAUUAUGUCCCUGAUGGGGUUUUCUCUUGUCAUGCUAUGGACUAAGAGGAGAGAUCAAGUCCCAGCCUGAUGGGGGUUUACUAAGCAAAGAUAGUACAAUCACUAAAUUUCUGUUAUUGCAUGGUAGUGCUACUCUGUCUUCGACAAGCUCUUGCUACAGAGGAUUCAAAUUGCCACUGGAAGUUAAGAGGGGAUCUUUUGACUGUAAAGAAGGUUGCAAUGGGCCUUUUGCACCUUUAACUGGAUUUCUGUUUGGUUACUGGUCUUAAUCAAGUCUGUUGAAUUCUCAUCGGUGUUGGGCGCGGAGAAAACUGGAUACCGAUUGUUUGGGGUUUGAGUUCCUUUGGUUAAUAAAAUGGCUUUAUGAUAAUGUUAUAGAAUGGCCUUAUUCUAGUGUUUGGCAUAUUUUGUGAUAACGUUAAUCUUCAGAAGAACAUAGGAACAUGGCAUUGAAGGUACUUUCACCCCGUGUUUCAAGUAUCGAAGAUUUCAGUCGAUAUAUCCUAUGAUAUAUCUUGCAUGCCACCUGUGUGAUACAAAACACACUAGUGGUGGGAUAUAUCCCACAAGUUCAAUC